Molecule: messenger RNA, 234 nt
Organism: Adineta steineri
Lineage: Eukaryota; Metazoa; Rotifera; Eurotatoria; Adinetida; Adinetidae
Source: the annotation of a GenBank genome assembly
AUGAUUAUUGGUAUUUGUGGUGCUGUUGAUGGUGUUUAUGGUGCUGUUGAUAUUGUUCGGGGUGCUGUUGAUGGUAUUCGUGGUGCUUUUGGUGGUAUUCGGAGUACUGUUGCUGGUGUUCGGAGCGCUGCUGAUGUAGUUCGGGGUGCUGUUGAUGUUGUUCGGGGUGCUGUUGGUGGUGUUCGGAGCGCUGCUGAUGUACUUCGGGGUGCUGGUGAUGUUGUUUACGCUUAA